AUGCAGCCGGUAUUUUCAAGGUUUCCAUACGCCUCCAAAUCGGGCUUUAUUUCACUGGCUUCCAGAGGUUAUGCGGUGUCACGGAAUUCAGGUUCCAGUAUCAAGUCCAAUUUAAGAUCGAAGCCCAGAGCAGACACGAGAUGGAACACCAAAGCGAAACCGCCGGUGAAGAAUAGGAAAAGUAAUGGGAAAGGUGAUCACAGGUCACAUUCGAGGAGCGAUUCCCGCGCAAAGCCCUCACAAGAGCAGACGCAACAGCAGUUCCAGUAUGGUGAGUAUGGGAAACUAUCGGAAGGCGAUCCAAAGAUAUUGGAAAGGUCAAAGAGGUUAGUGUCUAAGAUAAAUGAUUUCAGUCAGUUGAAGAUUUUACCAGAGGUAAGGGACAAACUUAUGGAGGUGAUUUCAAGCGAAUCAUUGCUAAAUAAGAAUUUACUGGACGUGAAGUAUAAUCCAAAAGAGAAUAAUGUACAAGAAUUCAAGAAACAUUUGAAACCAUCACCAAUCCAGACUACUGCUAUCUACCAGACGUCUAAAACUUUAAUGGACCCUCAGUUACAAGUCCGUCUUAUAGCUGCAGAGACGGGUUCUGGUAAGACUAUGGCUUAUUUGAUUCCUUUGGUGGAUUAUCUUAAGAGAACAGAAAUGGAAAAUCCUUCAUGGGAAACUUUGAAAGACAAAGCCAUCGUUAGGUCCAUAAUAUUGUUACCAACUCAUGAACUUGUAGAACAAGUAUACCAGACAGUGUCUAAACUAGAACCUGCACUCGGAAUGCACACGUAUAAAUGGGAUGCAGGUUCCUCUUACAAGGGAUUCGUUGAGGCCUUGAAGGGUAGAAUUGAUAUCAUGGUCACAACCCCAGGAAAGAUCUUAAGUUUGUUUAACAUAUCUAUGGUGAACAGGCCCGACAGAAUCCUUUCACAAGUGAAGUUUUUAGUCAUGGAUGAAGCAGAUACACUUUUGGAUAAAUCAUGGGUCGAAGACUCUUAUUCCACGAUAAAGCACAUGCAAAACUUAAAUCACGUUUUGUUCUGUUCGGCUACUAUUCCAAAAGAGUUCCAAAAGACGAUCACCAGAUUAUUCCCUACCGUUGGAGUAAUUGCUUCCCCAAAUCUUCAUAAGAUUAAUCACAAGAAUCAAAUCAAAUUAAUUAACGCAGAUAUGGCCCCAUACAAGGGAUCAAAGACCAAAGCUCUGGCUCAAAUAUUAUACUCAAUUAAUAGAGACAACAUCGACCCUGGUUUCGAAAAAAGGGUAGUAAUUUUCGUGAAUGAGAAAGAAAAUGUUCCACUUGUCGCAACUAAACUAGCCAACCAAUAUGGACACGACGUUGUUGCCUUGACCGGUAAUGAUUCUGUUGAAGAACGUCUGGAAAAAAUCAAACCUUUCAUGGAUCCUCCUAAGAAGAUGACAACCCGUAAAUCAGAAAAAGUGACUACAGAAAACACAGUAACAAUGAAGAUACCCAACUCAAAUAUUGUGAUUGAAGAAAUACCAGAAGACAAUGAAGCAUUUGUUGAAAGCACUUUGAAGGUUCUAGUAACGACAGAUGUUCUAGCAAGAGGUAUAAAUUUCAGAGGUUGUCGAUACGUUGUUCUAUAUGAUAUUCCAAAUACUCCGGUGGAUUUGGUCCAUCGAGUUGGAAGAACAGGAAGAAUGAAUCAAAAAGGGUCUGUAUUUAUAAUUACUGGAAAACGAGUAAAAAAUUGGGUCAAAGCUAUACCAUCAAUUGUUUCAAAGAACGUUUCCAUUUCCUAG
Molecule: messenger RNA, 1755 nt
Organism: Kluyveromyces lactis
Lineage: Eukaryota; Fungi; Ascomycota; Saccharomycetes; Saccharomycetales; Saccharomycetaceae
Gene: MRH4
Product: ATP-dependent RNA helicase
Exons: 1
Coding region: 1-1755 (584 amino acids)
Molecular function (GO): ATP binding; nucleic acid binding
Source: RefSeq, a predicted model, not a curated record